UACCAUUCACUCAACGAGUCUCUCCUGCUCUACCUUUUCACCUAUUGAACGUCCUAAUUGCUGGGAUCAAACAUGUGCGACGGGCUAGAUUUGUUUCUCUGCUUGCUUGCAGUCCUAUUCCCGCCCGUCGCGGUGUGGGUCAAGCGUGGCAUUUGUAGCGCAGACUCGAUAAUUAACAUUGCUCUUUGCUGUCUCGGCUAUCUCCCUGGCCUUCUACAUGCAUGGUAUAUAAUAUCGUCCUACCCAGAUCCCAGCUACGAGCCGAUCCAAAAUGAAGAGCAUAUUGUAUACUACGUGCAUGCUGCUCCAGCAGGCGGGUAUGGCACAGUGACACCGCACGGCCAGUUCCCAGGCCAGCACUCCGGCACGGCGAACGCUUUCACAAACCAGCAGCCUGGCAAGGCACCUAAGAUGACACCUGCACCACCGGCGAAUUCGUAUGCGGCGACAUCUUCAAGCUCAGCACCGGCACCGGCACCUGGAGCUGAGGAGGCCGCAGCCCACAGCGUGAAUCCUGAUGCGCCACCCCCAACUUAUGCGGAUGCGGUCAAAGGCGACUACAAAGUCCAACACGAUUGAGCGGGCCAAGGAACGAUCUGACGUACACGAUCAUUGAGACUACGGUAGCGAUGUCGUUGGAUAAAUGUGCGUAAUUAGUUCUCACUUUACAAGUGGCUUAAUUGGGCUCUAAUUCUGCAAACGUACGAAGGCCAAUCUCACGGCGGUUUGACCAGACUUGGCGUGCUCGGGAGUCAAUGGCUUGAUCAAGUCGCACAGGUCUGUAACUACAUCAAGUGUGCUUUUAUUCUUUGGGCUAUUCGUCUUGCAGUAACUAGCAUGUGAUAUUUUAACCAUCUUGCAUAGCGUACUUUAUUCAAUGCGUGCAUCUCUUCUUCCUUUCAAUGUCUGUUCUUCAGCAACAAUCCUUCGGAGGAUCUGUUCUGAUCACGUCGUGGCUAUUGGGUUCUUUGUGAUAAGGUCUAUCGAUGACGUCGAUCUGUUUCAUUCUGUCUACCAAGAGUUCAUGUUUCC
This is a messenger RNA of Verruconis gallopava, 1032 nucleotides long. RefSeq lists its product as uncharacterized. Gene Ontology annotation, molecular function: ubiquitin protein ligase binding. The transcript has 3 exons. The coding region runs from base 73 to 579 and encodes 168 amino acids. The record is from RefSeq and is a predicted model, not a curated record. Gene Ontology annotation, cellular component: fungal-type vacuole lumen; fungal-type vacuole membrane. NCBI's taxonomy places the organism in Eukaryota, Fungi, Ascomycota, Dothideomycetes, Venturiales, Sympoventuriaceae. Gene Ontology annotation, biological process: endosome transport via multivesicular body sorting pathway.